Messenger RNA from Parnassius apollo (apollo), 456 nucleotides. The record is from the annotation of a GenBank genome assembly. NCBI's taxonomy places the organism in Eukaryota, Metazoa, Arthropoda, Insecta, Lepidoptera, Papilionidae.
AUGCCAUCUUCUUCAAACGUUUCACAAGACGUACAAGGCCAAACUAGUACAGCAUCAUCGGAAAAUCCAUGGACUAAAAAAAAGAAAAAACCGACCUCGCCAAACCAGUCAGUAGAAAGUUCCAAAUUUGAAAAAGGAUUACUAAAUCUUCUUGCAAGUCAAACGGCAGAUAUAGCAAGUGAUGAUUUGUCUUUUUUUUCCUCUUUAGGACCAAUUUUAAAAACCUUUGACCUUGAACAAAAGUUUGAGUUUCGCUCAAGAGUCCUGAAUGUCGUCACAAGUGUAAAAAAUAUGCAUUAUAGACCAUCUAGCUCAACAUCCAUGGUAAAUUUAACAUCCCCAGAUGUGAGGUCACCACCACAAUAUGAGCAACAAAAUAUGUAUAAUACACCGUCACCAUACAAUUAUGACAAUGAUCAUCCAAGCGGUUCAUCCGAGAAUAUUGAACAUGUCUAA